AUGCCUGACACCUCAGGCUACGGCUACGACAUACGCGAUGACGACACCUUGGUAGGCGACGAUAACAGCUCAGUCAGUUCUCUUGGUUCCGCGAGCACUUUGGUCUCUGAAGGCGCGAACCCAGGUCGCCGCCUCCCCAACAUCCGUCCCCAUAUAGACCAUCGUGUAGAUGUUGUCAUCAUUGGCAGCGGCAUAACAGCCGUGGGAGUGGCCUUGUCCAUCCUCCCACUCAUGGCCUCACGGGGGAUGGCUCCUAACGUUUUCGUCCUCGAAGCAAUGGGCCUCUGCCACGAGGGGGCGACUCAACAUGACGCGCUUAUGAGUUUUUUACCGUGCCGAGUAUUCCGCCCUGACGGCGGGCUGUUGCCAGAGAAGGUUUUGGAUUUCCAGGUGAAGAAUGCAGAAGCAGUGAAGGAGCUGGAGUCAAAGUACUUGGAUGCUGGCGCGAGGGAGUUCGAAAUGGAGGAGCUCUACGAUAACGAUGAAGACUUGGAGUUUGGCAAGAGGACCCAGAGGCCUCUGGACGAACUUUAUCCGCAGUAUGGAGCAACUAUUUUGGAAGGGGAUGAGGUACCCCAUUAUGGACCUUUACGGGCGCGUGGUGCUAGAACCCACACGGCAAGAUUGAUUCGGCUGCAUAAGCUCGUCACGAGUAUAUGGGCGGAUUUGCGCACGCAAUAUGCCAACCUUUGCAUCAGCACGAACACUUGUGUCCGACAUAUUACACUCACCACAGGCUCGUCUCACCCCUACAUCGUCACAUCCUCCUGGGGAAGUAUUCGAGCUCGACACGUCGUCCACGCUACCGCCAGCUCCGCCCCACGCCUCUUGCCGGAAAUAGGCCUAACGGCUGGUUGGAAGCACAGGCUUUUGCUAAGACCAGGCGCUAGAUUCCCAAAACGCGAGGGGAAGCACAUCUGGGCUCUCCAUCUCGAAAGUCACCCCUUUACCGUGAUCCGACUGCCUGGUGGGAAUGACGAAAUCGACGAGUUGCUGAUUGACUGGGAAUGGGUCAGCGGGAGGGAUCACGGGGAUAUGCUAAGCACGGUGGAUCAGAUCUAUUCCUAUAUGGAGAGUGUGUUUGGACCGGAAUGGAAAGACGCGGAGAUAAUGCCGCAGAACCGGUCGAGUACUAUAGGGAUAACGGGUGAUUCUUUGCCCUUUGUGGGAAGGAUUCCUCAGGAUUAUACCAACAGGGGGGUCUCGAGCAGUGAGCAGGCUGCUGUUGAGGCUCCCUUUUCUGAUGAUGGUGGCUUGGCUACGCCCGGAGAAUGGAUUUCGGCGGGUUACAACGGUCAGGAUACGGCAUUUGCGUUGCUCUCUGGCUACGCCGUGGGAAUACAGAUUGCUGGUAUGGAGAACGAGGAAUUGGAAAUGGUGCCUGGGAGACCCGGCGGAAGGUUGAAUGACUGGUUUCCAAAGGAGGAAUUGAGUUUGGACGACGACAGGAUGAUGAGGGCGAAUUUGGGACCCCUAGGCUGA
Messenger RNA from Metarhizium brunneum ARSEF 3297, 1482 nucleotides. RefSeq lists its product as uncharacterized. The record is from RefSeq and is a predicted model, not a curated record. NCBI's taxonomy places the organism in Eukaryota, Fungi, Ascomycota, Sordariomycetes, Hypocreales, Clavicipitaceae. Gene Ontology annotation, molecular function: oxidoreductase activity.